AUGUCCCUUCCCCAGCGGCCAGGGGCUUCCUCGUCCUCGCCCCGUCAGCCGUCCUUCCGCGACUCCUACCAGCGCCGUCGGCCAGACAUCGAGUCCGCCAGCCCUUCGCCCUCGCCCUCGCCCGCUGCUGAGCUCAGUCGCAAGCGCAGUCUGGUGCGCCCCGAACGCCACAGGAUCAGUCGCGACCAUCCAAACUACCACUACCGCCAGCAUGCCCAGAACAUGUCCGUCUACCCUUCCACCACGGGCAACGACCCCGUCUACGAGGAGUCCGAGACCCCGGAGCUGGCAGACACCACCGAGACCGUCAGUUCCGGCAGCACCGGCCUCAAGAGCCUCACGAAGCCUGAACGGAACACCACCAGCAUGGAACGGAACCCCAGCAUAGACGUGAACUCGGUUCCGUCCACCACCGGACCUACCUCCGCCCAUCCUGCCAGGCAUCCAGAGUCGGAGCAAAGACGCAUGCAGCGGAAGCUCUCCCGCAAGGCAUCCAAGUCGACCAAGGAGGAGAGGCGUCUGGAGGAGAAGAGGCGUCAGGAGGUGGACAACAUCAAGCCCCCUAGCUUGUGGAAUGUCUACUGCGGCAUGGUCACCUUUUGGGCCCCCGAUUUCAUUUUAAAGUGCUUUGGCAUGCCGGCCAAGGCACAGCGGAGAGCUUGGCGCGAGAAGAUGGGCCUCAUCAGUCUUAUCCUGCUCAUCUGCGGCUUUGUUGGAUUCCUCACCUUCGGCUUCACCCAGGUCGUCUGUAGCGCUCCGCCCUUGCGUCUCAAGGUCAACGAGGUCGACCAGGGUUACAUGAUCUUCCAUGGAAGGGCCGUCAACCUCGCUGAGUCCAAGCAUCCUGCCGUGCUUGGGCUCCCUGAUUCGUCUGUGGUCGUCUUCUCCGGUGAUGGAUACGGUGGGCAGGACGGUAGUUUUCUCUUCCAGAACGUCAAUGGCGCCUGCAAGGGGAUGAUCACACCAAAACCGGGGUCUGAUAUUCCUUCAAAUAGCGAUGGUGAUAUGGGCUGGUAUUUCCCCUGCGUGACCUUCAACCAGGAUGGCUCGACAGAGCCCAACUUCACCGCCCCAGCGUACCUGGGCUACAAGUGCCAUACCUCUGCGGUUGCUCGGGAGGCCUUCUACAAUCUAUAUGCCACCGGUGAGGUCUACUUUUCCUGGGAUGAUCUCAAGAACAAGAGCAGAAACUUACUCGUCUACUCGGGUAAUGUCCUCGACCUUGAUCUGCUCAGAUGGUUCAACUCCAGCGAUGUUUCCUACCCGUCCCGCUUCGACCAGCUCAGGGAGAGCAAAGAGUUGCGCGGUAUCGAUGUCACCCACCGUUUCCAGACUGGACCUGAGAAGAGGAUGUUCAAGUGUCUAACCGAGAUCAUCAAGGUCGGAUCUAUAGACACCGAGACUGUCGGAUGUAUUGCUUCCAAAGUCGUCCUCUACAUCUCCCUUGUCUUCAUUCUCGCCGUUGUCGUCGUCAAGUUCCUCCUCGCUCUAGCCUUCCAAUGGUUCCUUGCUCGCCGGUUUGCCGCCCCCAAGACUGCCAUGGAUCCCAGCUCCAAGGAGCGGAAGCGCCAGAUCGAAGACUGGAGUAAUGAUAUAUACCGCCCUGGGCCCCGCCUGGCGGAUCCCGCCAUGCCAGAUCGCUCCAGCAAGCGUGGAUCUACCAUCUUCCCGACCACCUCACGAUUCUCUAGCCCCUAUGUUGUCGGCGCAAACAAACAGCGAAAUGCCAUCACGACAAUGUCAAGCCAGAAUAACGCCAACCGCCUGAGUGCUGCACCUAUGUACAAGCUUAGCGGCAACACCAGCCAGGGCACACUCAGCGCUGACCCCCGUCAUAGUCUUGUUGGUAGCCGGACCAGCCUGAUGGUCCCCGGGCAUGACCCGCGCUACUCCACCAUCAGCGAUAUCGAAGGUCAGGGCCCUGCGGAAUUCAUUCACGAGUCGGUUGUGCCACAGCCUCCACCAGAGUGGCAGCCGUUUGGUUACCCCUUAGCCCAUACUUUAUGUCUGGUUACCGCUUACUCUGAAGGCGUGGAAGGUAUUCGCACCACCUUGGAUUCUAUUGCCAUGACGGAUUAUCCCAACAGCCACAAGACCAUUAUCGUUAUCUGUGAUGGUAUAAUCAAGGGUAAGGGCGAGUCCACCUCGACCCCCGACGCUGUUCUCAGCAUGAUGGGUGACCAUGCCGUACAUCCAGAUGAUGUCCAGCCCUUCUCCUACGUUGCUGUAGCAUCCGGUUCAAAACGUCAUAACAUGGCCAAGAUCUACGCAGGGUUCUACGACUACGGUCAAGACUCCGUUGUCCCACCAGAGAAACAGCAGCGCGUGCCGAUGAUGGUAGUUGUCAAAUGUGGAACCCCUGAUGAGGCUAAGAAGAGCAAGCCUGGAAACAGAGGUAAACGAGACAGCCAGAUUAUCCUCAUGUCCUUCCUGCAAAAGGUCAUGUUCGACGAGCGGAUGACAGAGCUUGAGUUUGAGAUGUUCAACGGCCUAUGGAAAAUCACCGGUAUUUCCCCAGACUUCUAUGAGGUAGUCCUCAUGGUAGACGCAGAUACCAAGGUCUUCCCCGACAGUCUCACCCACAUGCUCUCCGCCAUGGUCCGCGACCCCGAUAUCAUGGGCCUCUGCGGCGAAACCAAGAUCGCGAAUAAGGCCGACAGCUGGGUCACUAUGAUCCAGGUGUUCGAGUACUUCAUCUCACACCACCUGUCUAAGGCGUUCGAAUCCGUCUUUGGAGGUGUCACCUGUCUUCCAGGCUGUUUCUGUAUGUAUCGUAUCAAAGCUCCCAAGGGAGGGCAGAAUUACUGGGUCCCUAUCCUCGCCAAUCCAGAUGUGGUCGAACAUUACUCUGAAAAUGUCGUGGAUACGCUGCACAAGAAGAAUCUUUUAUUGCUGGGUGAGGACAGGUACCUGUCAACGCUCAUGCUCAGGACCUUCCCCAAGCGUAAACAAGUCUUUGUUCCCCAAGCGGUAUGCAAGACAACCGUGCCCGACAAGUUUUCCGUUCUGCUCUCUCAGCGUCGUCGUUGGAUUAAUUCUACCGUCCAUAACCUGAUGGAACUCGUCCUCGUUCGCGACCUAUGUGGCACAUUCUGUUUCAGCAUGCAGUUUGUCGUCUUCAUGGAACUCAUUGGAACACUUGUCCUCCCAGCAGCUAUUGCCUUCACCUUUUACGUCGUCAUCAUAUCCAUCGUCCAUUCACCAGUGCAGAUAAUCCCACUUGUCCUCCUGGCACUUAUCCUGGGUCUCCCUGCCGUUCUGAUCGUAGUCACUGCACACCGCCUAUCAUACGUCCUCUGGAUGCUGAUAUACCUGCUCUCCCUACCAAUUUGGAACUUCGUGCUACCUACAUACGCCUACUGGAAAUUCGACGACUUCAGCUGGGGAGACACCCGUAAGACCGCGGGCGAGAAGACGAAGACUGCAGGAAUCGAGUACGAGGGUGAAUUUGAUAGCAGUAAGAUAACAAUGAAGCGGUGGAGAGAUUUCGAGAAAGAACGCCGAAUUCGAAAUGCAAACGCAGCCGGUCAUCACCAUACAAAUUCCUCGUUUUCUAACUACGCUCAUAAUUCCGUGUAUGGUGGAUACUCUGACUACCAAUGA
Microsporum canis CBS 113480 is the source of this 3603-nucleotide messenger RNA. Its product is annotated as chitin synthase D. The transcript is spliced from 2 exons. The coding region runs from base 1 to 3603 and encodes 1200 amino acids. Gene Ontology annotation, cellular component: cell septum; cell periphery. Gene Ontology annotation, molecular function: chitin synthase activity. The record is from RefSeq and is a predicted model, not a curated record. Lineage: Eukaryota; Fungi; Ascomycota; Eurotiomycetes; Onygenales; Arthrodermataceae.